Molecule: messenger RNA, 288 nt
Organism: Strongylus vulgaris
Lineage: Eukaryota; Metazoa; Nematoda; Chromadorea; Rhabditida; Strongylidae
Source: the annotation of a GenBank genome assembly
AUGAGUCUGGGGAUUGAGGAGCGGCCAUGGACCCGCGGCAGUCCCGCUCCUCGUGACACCUGCGCGAUGGCUGAGAACCGCCUACCCACCUGUCUACUAACGAAGAGAGAUAGAGGGAGAAACCAACACCCUGAACAUGGCAAAGACGACCUACAACAUACCACGGGAGCAACGACGAAAUACACGUACAGAACGGUGGUUAGUGGACAGGUUUCGUGUGCGUUGCGCGCACCAUCUGUGUGUAACUACACAGCUACCCUCGUUUUGAACGCACAACAAAAAGACUGA